GCCAAAACAGGAAUUAUGCGCCACUGGCAUUAUUCUAUUUGGGUAAUUUUGGUGUUGCUUUUAUGGAAUAUCUCUUUGCUUUCCCGCCCCAAAAAGUUCAUUUUUAUAGCAAUAGGAAGCGCUCCAGAAAAUAGGAAUAGGAGAGAUGCCUGUAGAAGGAGUUGGCUUUCUUGGAGAUGCCCCACCGUUGCAUAUCGAUUUUUUACGGAACUGAAUACGGCCAACAGGGAACAGUCUGUUUCUCUGAACGUGGAACGUCAAACUUUACGUGAUAUCGAAUUUCAACCGUUUCCUCAAGGUAGACAAGUAAUGCAAGGAGCAAGGUUUCUCUAUCAAGCCGCCUGGGCUUUAGGCCACUACGAGUUUGAUUUUUACUUGAAGACAGAUGACGAUGUACUUCUUUGUAUUCAAAAGUUGCAGCACUUGUUGAGUGAAAAGAGGAACAAAUUUUUUUGGGGAAAAUAUUGGUGCAAGCAGGAUCGAAGUUAUCCAGAUGAAAGCUUUCUGUUGUUCUCUACUGAUCUCUUACGUUUUCUGGUAAAAAACCGGGAAUUUCUGUUGUUCGAUGAGGAAGUUUCUAUGGCAUGGAAUUUUGGAUUCUUGUCGAGGUUUUUAAAUAUUAGCAUUUUUGAUGAUAGGACCUGCAUCGAUUCACAGCAAGGAUACCUAACAUAUUUUAUGCAUCAACCUGGAUUCAACUUUACGAGGCAGAUAAGUUCUGACCUUUCAUUUUGCGAUAAAUACUUAUUUUCACAUCAUGUUGAGUCAACGAUCGAUAUGCGUAUUUUUAAGGAAAGCUCAAUCAUACCUCCUUCUCAUCGGAUAAUGAUACAGCAUCCACGUGAUACUUGCGGGACAAAUUAUUCUAUUAUUCCUUGUAGAAAAUCUCGUAAGCUACCUAGCAUACAGAUUCGUACAGUUUAGGAUGGUUAGGCAUUUUUGAUCUGCUGUUGGAUUCCUAAGACUCCUGAGUUUUAACAUGAGAAUAUUUGAUUCAUAAAGACCAUCUCUCAUUGAGAUGAGAGUCCUUCUGAGUGUUGAGUAAACAUUUAGAUAAAUUU
Molecule: messenger RNA, 1061 nt
Organism: Galdieria sulphuraria
Lineage: Eukaryota; Rhodophyta; Bangiophyceae; Galdieriales; Galdieriaceae
Product: galactosyltransferase isoform 2
Exons: 1
Coding region: 16-924 (302 amino acids)
Biological process (GO): glycosaminoglycan biosynthetic process
Cellular component (GO): membrane
Molecular function (GO): UDP-galactosyltransferase activity
Source: RefSeq, a predicted model, not a curated record